UGAUUUAAUCAUUGUUUUGGGGGUUAAAGAAAGUCCGCAGAGCAAUGUUUCUGUGAGGUUUGGCUUUAGUCUGCCAGCUGUUCUCACUGUCUCUCUGAGAAUACAGAAUAAAAAAAAUGCAGCUUUGGUACAUUGCAGCUAUUUUUUUGUGCGCUGUCGCUGGUACAGAGGCAAAGGCAGUACAUAGCCUUCCUGAUUUUGGAAAGAGCUAUCACGUCAAAGGAAUCAUCUUUCUGCCCUAUGCUGAAAUUGAGGAACCAUUUGAGGCCUGGUUAGACCUAACAGCAAAAUCAAGCCGAAUAGACUACUACCACGGCCAGGUUUCGACUUACCAGUUAGCUUCAGAGCAGCAGUAUGGCACUGCCUAUAAGAUCUCGCCUGAGACCACUGAAGAGGAGCUAAAUGUGAUGAAGUGCUUCCAGAUUAACGGAACAAAGGACGAAGCAGUCACACCGCAGGCUGCGCUCCCCGAUGUGCAGGGCUUCCAGUUCCUGAGGGUGGAGUACUACAGAGGUUCCCUGUGUGAAGUCUGGCAGAAUGUGACCACUGUGGGUUACAAGAAGAACACGUACACACUGUGGGUGACACAUUCAGAGCGAGGUGCAGAUGGAGGAAAAGACACCCCCAUUCCCAUUCACUAUGAGAUGAUGGGAUACAACACUCUGCUGGGGUCCCAUUAUGACAAGUACUUGGUGGAAUACAAGGAGUUCAGCACUGAGGUGAACCCCAAAGUCUUCCUGCUGCCUGAAGGCAUGAGUUGUGGCGGGUUUCCGGGUCCUGGAGUGGAGCACCACAUGUUGGCCAAUCCAAUGAAAGAUCUCAUCCACACCUCAGCGUCAGGCCAGUCACAGCGCAUGUUCAGCCAUUUCAAGGACAAGUUCCAGCGGCAGUACAACGAUGAAAGGGAGCACGAGAAGAGAGAGCAUGCUUUUGUUCUUAACCUACGGUACAUUCACUCUAAGAACAGAGCGGGCAUGUCUUUCUCUCUGGCUCUGAACUCUCUGUCAGAUCGCACCAUGUCUGAGCUGGCAACCAUGAGGGGAAGAAAAAGGGGAAAGACCCCAAACAGAGGGCUCCCCUUCCCCUUCAAAGCUUACGAAAGAGUAAAUCUUCCCGAGUCACUCGACUGGAGGCUUUAUGGCGCCGUGACCCCAGUAAAGGACCAGGCCAUCUGUGGCUCCUGCUGGAGCUUUGCCACCACUGGAGCAGUAGAGGGCGCUCUCUUCUUAAAGACGGGCUCCCUGCAGGUUCUGUCUCAGCAGAUGCUGAUCGACUGCUCCUGGGGUUUCGGUAAUAACGGCUGCGAUGGCGGGGAGGAGUGGAGAGCGUACGAGUGGAUCAUGAAGCACGGAGGCAUCGCCACAAUGGAAACAUAUGGCGCCUACAUGGGAAUGAACGGAUUUUGCCACGUGAACUCAUCCGAGCUCACCGCACGUAUCCAGAGCUACACGAACGUCACGUCUGGCGAUCAGCUGGCCCUCAAGCAAGCGCUCUUCAAAAACGGCCCCGUAGCCGUGAGUAUCGACGCAUCACACCGCUCGUUUGUUUUCUACAGCCACGGCGUCUACUACGAACCUGCUUGUGGGAACACUGUGGAUGAUCUGGACCAUGCUGUGCUUGCAGUGGGAUAUGGCACCCUGAAUGGAGAGCCAUACUGGCUCAUCAAGAACUCUUGGUCCACAUACUGGGGCAAUGAUGGCUACAUCCUCAUGUCUAUGAAGGACAACAACUGUGGUGUUGCCACUGAUGCUACAUAUGUUACACUGGCAUAGACUGUGUCUUCUUUUAAAGCCUUUAUGUUGCUGUUGAUGCCACUUCAUGACUGCUGAAUUACACUUAAUCUUGAUGUGUGUGUUAGGCCAGCUUUAUGGGGAAAAAAAUCCUAAGAACUUAUCGUGGACUGAACUAAACAUGACGGCCUGAUUGGGAGGAGACAGCACUACAGUGUGUUGCAUUGAUAACAAGACAAACUGGAUCAUUGUGAAGUAAAAAGUGUUACGUCCCGAUAAUCAAUUUUGUCUCUGUGAUGUUAGUUUUUUUAAUUGCUGCUGGAAGGCAGAAUUUUUAUUGAAAACAAAUUUAAAUAAAUUUGCUGGUCCC
Pelmatolapia mariae (spotted tilapia) is the source of this 2100-nucleotide messenger RNA. RefSeq names its product digestive cysteine proteinase 2-like. Gene Ontology annotation, cellular component: lysosome. NCBI's taxonomy places the organism in Eukaryota, Metazoa, Chordata, Actinopteri, Cichliformes, Cichlidae. The record is from RefSeq and is a predicted model, not a curated record. Bases 117 to 1772 code for a protein of 551 amino acids. Gene Ontology annotation, molecular function: cysteine-type endopeptidase activity; cysteine-type endopeptidase activator activity involved in apoptotic process. Gene Ontology annotation, biological process: immune response; positive regulation of peptidase activity; positive regulation of apoptotic signaling pathway. The transcript is spliced from 11 exons.